This is a messenger RNA of Mizuhopecten yessoensis (Yesso scallop), 792 nucleotides long. RefSeq names its product proteoglycan 4-like. The record is from RefSeq and is a predicted model, not a curated record. The coding region runs from base 1 to 792 and encodes 263 amino acids. Lineage: Eukaryota; Metazoa; Mollusca; Bivalvia; Pectinida; Pectinidae. The transcript is spliced from 4 exons.
AUGGCUGUUCCCGCCGACCUAGAACACGAUCAUAACAAACAACAGCAACUAGAACAACACUCACCAACACCACCAACGCCAACACCACCACCGCCACCACCACCGCCAACACCACCACCACCACCACCAACAACAACAACACAACCACCAACAACACCUCCGCCAACACAAACAACACCAACAGCACCACCAUCACCAACAUCAGAUGGAUCCAUUAAGUUACUAGUAUACUGGACGCCGACAAGCACAGACCAGUAUCUACAUUUCCCAUCCCACCACCUCCUAAACUAUAAGUUGGAAGUAGUAAGGACACUGCUUGACCGAUGCAACAAUGUGGUCACAGAACCGGAAGACAAGAUCAGGGAGGAGCAGCACAUCACAACAGCGCUUAAGAAAUGUGGAUAUCCCAAAGAUCAAGAACAAGCCGGCGAUAAAAGAGUAGAAAAAAACCCCAGACAGAUCGAAGACCAGUGGCAACGUAGUGAUACCAUACGUCAACGGAAUAUCGGAGACCAUACAACGGAUAUUCAAGAAACACCGAAUCUUGAUCAGAAUGAGACCACUCCAUCAGGAACAAAGACAGAUUUUCCAUCAACGAUACUUGCUAAGAUCGCGGACAGAGAUAGUAACAAGCGAGUGCGACAAGUGAAGAAGGCCAUCCAGAUAAGAAAACAAGGGCCUGCUAUGAACAGACACUUUGUACGGGGAAGUAACUCCCACAUCACUAAUGUCACCAGUGACCAAGCUGGCAGAAUGUCAGCGAAACUGUCUUGGUACAAAGAACAUACCUAA